Molecule: messenger RNA, 1805 nt
Organism: Malania oleifera
Lineage: Eukaryota; Viridiplantae; Streptophyta; Magnoliopsida; Santalales; Ximeniaceae
Product: zinc transporter 8
Exons: 3
Coding region: 420-1484 (354 amino acids)
Biological process (GO): zinc ion transmembrane transport
Cellular component (GO): plasma membrane
Molecular function (GO): zinc ion transmembrane transporter activity
Source: RefSeq, a predicted model, not a curated record
AUCGUACUGAUUCAUGUGAGCUGUAAGAAGUAUAGAGAGAAGCGUUCAGUUAGAGAAGCUCAUUUCACGAAUUUACUAACGAUGUCGACAUUAUGUUGUCGACUUUCCACCCUGCCUACCCCUGUUCUCCUCCGUCGCCUCAAACCUCUGCAUCUCACUAUGUCGACAUGCUUUCCUCACCUCUAAUUAAUUUCUUGCUCGCCGUAAUUACCAUGAAACCCAACUUCCCAAUUCCUCCCUAUCUCGCUUCAUUCUACCCAUUUCCGUAAUUUCACCUUAGGCUGACCAUAUUUCGAGUCAUUGCCUCUUUCCACACCCAUUUGAUUUUUCCUACGGUACCAUUUCUGAAAUCUCGCUGUCUACUUAAACAAGACGCUCUGCUUCUGUGUUCACUCUGAAUCCCCUGUUUUCUCCUCACCAUGAAGACAUUACUGUUGUUUUCAAUCCUCGUUCUGGUUGCGGCCCCCGCGUGGGUGGCCGGAGAAUGCACCUGCGAUGCCGGAGCAGAAGACGACACCAACAGAGCCAAGGCUUUGCGGUACAAGCUCGUGGCGAUUGCUUCCAUACUGGUGGCGGGCGCCAUCGGAGUGUGUCUGCCGGUGAUCGGGAAGUCGGUGCCCGCGCUGAGCCCCGAGAAGGGGGUGUUCUUCAUGGUGAAGGCUUUCGCCGCCGGGGUGAUCCUCGCCACCGGGUUCAUCCACGUGUUGCCGGACGCCUUUGAGCACCUGACGUCGCCCUGUCUCAGCGAGAACCCGUGGGGAAAUUUUCCGUUCACCGGGUUCGUGGCCAUGAUGUCGGCGAUCGGAACGCUCAUGGUGGACACCUUUGCCACUUCCUAUUACCGGAGAGCUCACUUCAGCAAAAAGGGUGUGGUAAGUGGAGACGAAGAGAGGGUCGGAGAGCACGCCGGUCACGUGCACGUCCACACGCACGCCUCUCACGGCCAUUCUCACGGCGGCGGAAAUUCGUUGCAGGAUGAGCCCUCCGGUACCAGCUCCGAGCUUGUCCGGCACCGAGUCAUAUCUCAGGUUCUGGAAUUGGGGAUAGUAGUGCACUCUGUUAUAAUUGGAAUUUCUCUGGGAGCCUCCGAGAGCCCACAAACCAUAAGGCCUCUCGUAGCUGCCCUGACUUUCCAUCAGUUGUUCGAAGGCAUGGGACUCGGUGGAUGCAUCUCUCAGGCAAAAUUUAAAGGGAGAUCGAUUGCAAUAAUGGCGCUUUUCUUUUCGCUGACGACUCCAAUUGGGAUUGCGAUUGGGAUAGGGAUCAGCAAUGUGUAUAACGAGAACAGCCCAACAGCUCUGAUAGUGGAAGGGAUUUUCAAUUCGGCAUCAGCAGGCAUAUUGAUAUAUAUGUCGCUGGUGGAUCUGCUUGCAGCCGAUUUCAUGGACCCGAGGAUGCAGAGCAAUGGAAGGCUUCAGCUUGGGUCAAACCUCUCGCUGCUGCUUGGGGCAGGGUGCAUGUCUGUUCUCGCCAAGUGGGCUUAGGCGCUGUUGACCAGCUCUGUUCCGUAGUGUGAAUACCUUUUUUUUUUUUUUUUUUUUUUUUUUUGGAUUUUCAAGAAUCACAUAUAAGAGAGGUUUUCAUGUUUUUUUUUUUAGUUCCAUGCCAAUGCUUUUGUUUGAUCCGCAUUUUGACUGGAAAAUGUGUUUCAGGGGUUGUUUGGAUUCAAGAUUUUGUUAGUGAUAGGAAAAAAAAAAAAAAAGCAUAAUUUUUUUUUGUUGUAUUUUGUGUAUAUCAAAAUUGUUCUAGUUUGAUUAAAAGUGAUGAAAAAUUCAAAUAGGGUAAUGAAAAGAUAGAUUCCAUUA